Messenger RNA from Callorhinchus milii (elephant shark), 1698 nucleotides. RefSeq names its product translocase of inner mitochondrial membrane 44 homolog (yeast) (gene timm44). The record is from RefSeq and is a predicted model, not a curated record. Gene Ontology annotation, cellular component: mitochondrial inner membrane. The coding region runs from base 76 to 1428 and encodes 450 amino acids. NCBI's taxonomy places the organism in Eukaryota, Metazoa, Chordata, Chondrichthyes, Chimaeriformes, Callorhinchidae. Gene Ontology annotation, molecular function: protein-folding chaperone binding. Gene Ontology annotation, biological process: protein import into mitochondrial matrix. The transcript is spliced from 13 exons.
CGGGUCUGUGGGCCUGUGGGCGGGGCUGUGUGCCUGUGGGGGCAGUGCGCAGGCGCGGCUGAAGGUCAGGGCAAGAUGGCGGCGGCCUGGGGGCGCUGCGCGCAGGUGUGCCUAAUGAGGGGUAUGAACCUGUCCACAAGGCUGGGAGUGCCAGCACUGAACAGGGCCCAUGUCUACAGGAUACGCAGCUGGUCUGCGCUACAGCAAUAUCAGUUACGAAGCUACUCGUCAGACCGUAAGAAAGGCUUCCUCUCAGGGCUUUUGGAAAACAUCAAACAGGAACUAACGAAAAACAAAGAAAUGAAGGACAGCAUCAAGAGAUUCCGAGAGGAAGCCAAGCGCUUGGAAGAAUCUGACGCUCUUCAGCAAGCCAGGCAAAAAUAUAAAAAUAUUGAGUCUGAAACGCUACGGACAUCAGGAGUAUUUAAGAAGAAACUUGAGGAGUUUUCAGAGACUGUAAAAGAGAGCCUGGAUGAAGUGAGUAAAUCUGAUCUCGGGAAGAAGAUAAAGGAGGGCGUGGAGGAAGCUGCCAAAUCAGCCAAGCAGUCAGCGGAGUCCGUCAGCAAGAGCAGCGAGAAGAUCGGCAAAACCAUGGCCUUCAAAGCCAUUUCACAGAGCGUGGAAUCUGUGAAGAAGGAAAUUGAUGAGAGUGCGCUGGGGCAGAGCGGCACCUACCGCUCCCCCACUCUGCUCCGCAAACGCAGCGACUUCUCCAAAGACAAAAUGGAGGAAAAAGUGUUUGAACCGAACGAGGAGGCCAUGGGGAUGGUGCUGCACAAAGACUCCAAGUGGUACCAGCAAUGGAAGGAAUUCAAGGAGAACAAUGUGGUUUUUAACCGGUUCUUUGAGAUGAAGAUGAGAUACGACGAGAGUGACAACACCUUUAUCAGAGCGUCCAGAGUCCUGACCGACAAAGUCACUGAUAUAUUAGGGGGGCUGUUUUCCAAGACGGAAAUGUCGGAGGUGCUGACGGAAAUCCUGAAGGUCGAUCCCACCUUUGAUAAAGACACGUUCCUGAAGCAGUGCGAGAGGGUCAUCAUCCCUAACGUCCUAGAGGCGAUGAUGAGAGGCGACCUGGACAUCCUGAAGGACUGGUGCUACGAGGCAACGUACAGCCAGUUAGCUCAGCCCAUCCAGCAUGCCAGAGCCCUGAACCUGCAGCUCCGCUCCAAGAUUCUCGACAUUGACAACAUUGACCUGGCGAUGGGGAAGAUGAUGGAGCAGGGACCGGUGCUAAUCAUCACCUUCCAGGCUCACCUCGUGCUGGUGAUCAACAACCACAAGGGCGAAGUGGUGGAGGGAGACCCGGACAAAGUGCUGAAGAUGUUGUAUGUGUGGGCACUUUGCCGGGACCAGGACGAGCUGAACCCACACGUGGCCUGGCGGCUACUGGAUAUUUCUGCCUCCAGCACCGAGCAGAUCCUAUAGACCCCAGCCUGCCUCAGGGACUCCUGCAUCCUGUCCACACAGUCCUGCCCAGUCCAGGGCUCGUCAGCACCUCGUGUCACCCGGCCCGGCCCAGACACAGGAGCCUUGACCCGAGGAUGGCAACUCGUGACGAGGGACUGAGGAGCUGUUUAUCCUCGCGCUGAGCCUCGGGGUCUUGACACCCCAGUGGCCCCCGGGCAGCAGCGACGCAUGGCUGGCUCCUGUUGUAAAUAAUUUAUAUUAAAUAAACCUGGAACUGGUAUUUUAUUA